This is a messenger RNA of Penicillium canescens, 981 nucleotides long. RefSeq lists its product as uncharacterized. The coding region runs from base 1 to 981 and encodes 326 amino acids. The transcript has 3 exons. Lineage: Eukaryota; Fungi; Ascomycota; Eurotiomycetes; Eurotiales; Aspergillaceae. The record is from RefSeq and is a predicted model, not a curated record.
AUGACUCAAACUCCUGUCCACCGCCGUUCUCCUUCUUCUCCUCAUGCCUCAAAGCCCAGAUCUCGUCCAGUCUUGCAUCGACGGGGAACAUCUGGUGCCAACGUCUCCAUUACCAAACUAGGCUCCGGAAGGGGAACGAGCAAGCCCACCGACGACGAAGACAUGGCCAGCUUCUUGAACUUCUGCGCCAUGUGCGAAAGACAAAUUACCGUACCAAACAACACCCUAUUAUACUGCAGCGAAAGCUGCCGCCGCAAAGACUCCUGCAAACCACUCUCAGCAUCCCUCCCCUCAAUGUCAAUGUCGACCUCCUCAAAAAUGACCACAACACCACCAACCUCACCACCUCUCUCUCCACGCACAAUCGUGCCCCAAAUGACUCCUACCCGCAUCCCCUCAAUCAGGAUACCAACCACAUCCCACACCGCCAAAUCAGAUCUCGACCCAACAGAAUGGAAGCCAGUAUUACUCCGCUCAAGCUCAUCCCUCGCCUCCUCCGAGGCCUGGUCGUAUCUCUCCCAAUUCCACGGCGAGUCUGCGUCUGCGUCCGCAACCGGCACUGGCAUUGCCAACCGCCCUGCCAACAACCGCAGCGCUGCAAGCCUCCCCGCCCUGGUCGGCGGUGCUCCCAUUGUCGAUGGCCACAGCCACGUCCCAUCUUUGACAGACACCCCCUCAACCGUCUCCUCCUCCUACAGCAGCACGGCCUCAGAUUCCCUCGGCAGUAUGUACAUGUACGAGUCGCAGCGUCCCCUUCCACCCAGACAUAACCCCUAUUUCGCGGGUACGAGCGUGUCCAAGGGCGUCGAGCUUGUCGUGCCGCGCAUCGCGUCUGCGGAUUUCGAUGCUGAUGCCGGUGAUGUUGAUGCCGAUGCUGGUUCUAUUUUCCCUGCUAGCAGUGCUGUGUGGGGAGAGGGUCAGGUACAGGGUGCUUUUGAGAAGCUGUCUGCUCCUAUUUCUAUGAAGAGGGGUGUUGUUUAA